Coffea arabica (coffee) is the source of this 1140-nucleotide messenger RNA. NCBI's taxonomy places the organism in Eukaryota, Viridiplantae, Streptophyta, Magnoliopsida, Gentianales, Rubiaceae. The record is from RefSeq and is a predicted model, not a curated record.
GGUGUCAUUCACUGUAAAUAAUGAGAUGAUUUAUUUAAACUAUUAUGUAACGGGGGCAGACCCACCAUUGUUGGGAUGCAUGUGGGUUGCUUUCAAGCAAGAAUUUGAGAAAAAGAAAUUUAUAUUUUAGCAUGCAAAAAUGAGUUGAUUCAUGUAAAAUCAUCCCAAGUUACGUUUAUACUUCUCUCUUCAUUCAUUUACUUAGUUUAAUUACUAAAAUAAGGGUUGACAUUCCUUCUCCGUGUAUGGUAUUUGACAACAACAACAACAAAAAAAGUCAAUGCUAGUCAACGAUGCUGCUGGCGAGCAGUGGCAAUCUUCUCAACCAGAGGAAGAAGAAGAUGGAGGAAAUGAAAAGAAAAAGGGGGAAAAAAACAGAAAGAAAGAGAAGGAAAAGUAAAGGACAAGAAAAAAGUAUUCUACCUACAGAAUAUCCAGUCAAAAACAUAACCAGGCCAAGAUAAUUGGAUUAUAGGCAAUACAAUUUAAGUGAACCCAUAAUCAAUUGGGUCUGCCCAAACUUUCAGAGGUAGUAGGAUAAUUGGGUGUAUUAAUGGGGUUUAUUUUGUUAGCCAUGGUUUUUCAUAUGCACUAAUGCGUAUCUUCCUGUAGAAACUCUAUCAAGCCUCAAGAUGUCAACCACAAUUUUCACAAAGGCAGAUUUGGGUUUUAAGCAUUCCACUAAGUCCACAAGAAUCAGAAUUGGUUGAUUUCAUUUUGUAAAUGGAUAGUCAAUGUUGCGAUAGCAAUUAUAGCCACCACUGCCUUGUUUGGCGUCUCCAUCAUGAUGAUCAUCGGGAGAAUGAGAGCUCAGAGUUAAAAGUUUUACCUGCAACUAUGGCCUCUUCAAGCCAUAGGGGAGAAUCAUGGAAUUCACUCACAUCUUUCUCCAUUGAAAACAAGUUUUGCCACUGUAAUCGCAAGGCAACCGUGAUGAUAUCAGAGAGUGAAAAGAAUCUGGACAAGUUGUAUUUCCGUUGUGCAAAGUGCAGGUAUUUUGAAUGGUAUGAUGGAGGUGAAAAAGAAGAAGUAAAUAGCAAAAGAAGCAACCUCAAUGCAAAGAGAGGACUAGUUAAAAGUAGAAACCGAGAUGGCAUUCUAGUCAAGCAAGUUGAGGGGCCAAUGCAAGAGCCAAAGUAA